AAUCUUGGUGUAUAUAUAUAUAUAUAUAUAUAUAGAGAGAGAGAGAGAGAGAGAGAGAGAGGAUGUUAAAAGGGAGAGCAUUGGUAAAAGACACAGACAUGGAAGAGGAGAUGCAGUUGCGAGCCAUGUCAUCAGCCUCUGAAGCUCUAGACCUCUUUGAUGUCUUUGACCAUAGAAGCAUUGCCUCCCAUAUCAAGAAGGAAUUUGACAUGAUGUAUGGAGGAGGUUGGAUGUGUGUUGUGGGAUCAAGCUUUGGCAGCUACUUCACACACUCAAAGGGGACAUUCAUUUAUUAUUCCUUGGGGUCUCUCAAAUUCCUCAUCUUCAGAGCAUCUUCAACAUAAUUAGCCAAAGCAAAAAAAAAAAUUGCCAAGGCUGGCUCAAUGACUCUCUUUUUUUUUACCUCCCAAAAUUUUCCUUAUUUUUUUAAUGUCAGUUUUGGUUUGAUUUCCAAGGGGGCACAUCUCAAAACUUAGGACUCUCUUUGCAAAUAAAAGCGGAAAAGGAGCUGUAAUUCCCUUGUAUGCACUUGACACUUUUGAAUGAUUUGAUUUUUCUCAGUCUUCAUAUUCCAUUGUCAUUGACCAUAUUUGUUCUGAUAAUACUAUGAUAAA
Molecule: messenger RNA, 614 nt
Organism: Asparagus officinalis (garden asparagus)
Lineage: Eukaryota; Viridiplantae; Streptophyta; Magnoliopsida; Asparagales; Asparagaceae
Product: dynein light chain 1, cytoplasmic
Exons: 2
Coding region: 63-344 (93 amino acids)
Biological process (GO): microtubule-based process
Cellular component (GO): dynein complex
Molecular function (GO): dynein light intermediate chain binding; dynein intermediate chain binding
Source: RefSeq, a predicted model, not a curated record